Molecule: messenger RNA, 906 nt
Organism: Thalassophryne amazonica
Lineage: Eukaryota; Metazoa; Chordata; Actinopteri; Batrachoidiformes; Batrachoididae
Product: histone-lysine N-methyltransferase, H3 lysine-36 and H4 lysine-20 specific-like
Biological process (GO): regulation of DNA-templated transcription
Cellular component (GO): chromatin; nucleus
Molecular function (GO): protein binding; histone H3K36 methyltransferase activity
Source: RefSeq, a predicted model, not a curated record
UGUGUGUGGGUGUGUGUACGUUAGGAUCGGAUCAUCGAUGCCGGACCAAAGGGGAAUGAAGCUCGCUUCAUGAACCACUGCUGCCAACCAAACUGUGAGACCCAGAAGUGGACAGUCAGCGGAGACACUCGUGUGGGACUCUUUGCUCUCGUAGAUGUCACUGCAGGCACGGAGCUGACCUUCAACUACAACCUGGAGUGUUUGGGUAACGGGAAGACGGUCUGUAAAUGUGGAGCACCAAACUGCAGCGGUUUUCUGGGUGUCAGGCCAAAGAACAACCCUCCGUCUGAUGACAAAGGUCGCAAACUGAAGAGGAGGGGUCAUCACAAAAGGAAGAAGAAGGUGGUGGUGACCAAAGAGAGGGAGGACGAGUGUUUCAGCUGUGGAGACGGAGGACAGAUGGUUUCCUGUAAGAGACCUGGCUGCCCCAAAGUUUACCACGCUGACUGUCUCAACCUCACCAAGAGGCCAGCAGGUCGCUGGGAAUGUCCGUGGCAUCAGUGUGACGUCUGUGGCAAAGAGCGGCAUCCUUCUGCGAGAUGUGUCCGAGUUCUACUGCAGUCAGCACCGUGACGGUCUGCUCUUCAUCUCCAAGCUGGAUGGCAAACUUUGCUGCAGCGAACCGACCCCUGUGGGCCUGACCCACUGGAGCCGGGGGAGAUCCGAGAGUACAAGCCUGAACCCAGAGCUCUGACCUCCGGGCUGGGCAUGGCCCAUCAUCACCUCCACCUCUCCCAACACAACCACAGCCCUGAACCCAACCUCCAGCAGGGACCAGGAGAUCAGCAGCCCUUCUGGAAUUUGCUCUGCUGAGUCAUUUCCUGCCUUUUCUAUCCCAGUACCAAUCACUAUUCCUGUACCUGCCGCGUCACCUCCCCCCAGCAGCUCCGACGCUCCCAGCAGUCC